This is a messenger RNA of Nipponia nippon (crested ibis), 2232 nucleotides long. The record is from RefSeq and is a predicted model, not a curated record. NCBI's taxonomy places the organism in Eukaryota, Metazoa, Chordata, Aves, Pelecaniformes, Threskiornithidae.
AUGGCGGCCGCCCCCCUCCACGCCACGCUGCGUGCCCUCGCCCGGAAAGGCGGGCGGGAGGUCGACGUGCUCCCCGCCUUCUGCCACUACGAGCCCGAGGCGGUGGCUGUCAUCGGGCCCGACAGCACCCGCCUGGCCCUCACCACAGCAGCCAUCCUCGGCGUCUUCCUCGUACCGGAGAUUAGCUACGAAGCCUCCUUGGAGACGCUGAGCCUGAAGCGGUUCUACCCCUCGUUCCUGCGCACCAUUCCCAGUGACAGGCAGCAAGUGAAGGCCAUCUUCCUGCUGCUGCAGCAGUUUGGGUGGACUUGGGUGGCUCUGCUGGGCAGCGACAACGCCUACGGCAGGGACGCCUUAGAUGCCCUCUACAAGCUGCUAACCUCAAGCAACACGUGCGUUGCCUACCGAGGCAUCAUCCCUGUCAACAAGGAUGCCAGCAGCCCUGAGCUCCACAACCUGGUCAGAAUCCUCAUGGACGUCAGGGUCAACGUCACCGUCGUCUUCUCCAACAGACAAAGUGCCCGCCCUUUCUUUGAGGUGGUGGUCCAGAGGAACGUCACAGGCAUGGUGUGGGUGGGCUCCGAAGACUGGUCGUUAGCCCAAACAAUCUGGCAGGUGCCUGGCAUCCAGAGUAUCGGCUCAGUGAUUGGGAUGUCGUUUGAGAAGACAGAAUCCGCGAUGCUGGAACGCUUUGAAUCUUGGAAGACAGCAGAGAAAAGCGCUGCAGCCGAACGUGCCAGCAGCACAGCGGCAGGCAGGGGAAUCGGAGGGAGCGCCCAGCUGGACUGUACCCAGCGCUGCACCGGCUGCCACACGCUCACCACUGCCCCCGACAUGUAUGAUGCUCAAGCCUCCUUCAGUGUGUACUCAGCCGUGUACGCUGUGGCCCAUGGCCUCCACGACCUGCUGGGCUGCGCCUCGGGGGCGUGCAGCAAAGGCACAGUCUAUCCCUGGCAGCUCCUGCAAAAAAUCAAGCAAGUAAACUUCACCCUGUACAAGAGCCACAUCUCUUUUGAUGCCAACGGGGACAUUCGUAAAGGCUACGCCAUCAUCAUGUGGAACUGGAGCGGCCCAAGCUGGGCUUUCGAUGUGAUAGGAACUUUCAGUGUGAAUCCCGACAGGCUCAGCGUUGACCAGAGCAAAAUCCUGUGGCACACAAAAGAUCGCCAGGCUCCCACCUCGGUGUGCUCUAAGCCCUGUCAGCCGGGGGAGAAGCGGCUGCUGCGGAGCCACCACCGAUGCUGCUUCAGCUGCGUGGCCUGUCCGUCAGGAACCUUCCUGAACAGAUCGGACCUCUACAGCUGCCAGUCCUGCGGGGUGGAUGAGUGGGCCCCGGCGAGGAGCGAAGCUUGCUUCAACCGCACUGUCGAGUUUCUGUCCUGGUCUGAGCCCAUCUCCUGGGCCCUGCUGACCCCCACCAUCCUCCUCAUGCUGCUGAUGGCAGGGCUGGCCGUCCUCUUUGCCCUGAAUGCCUCCACGCCGGUGGUGAAGUCUGCAGGCGGGAAGAUGUGCUUCCUCAUGCUGGGCUCUCUGGCCUGCGCCUGCAGCAGCCUCUUCUGCUAUUUUGGGGAGCCCACCCGGCACGCGUGCCUGCUGCGGCUCCCCCUCUUCACCAUCAGCUUCACCAUCUUCCUCUCGUGCGUGGCGACGCGCUCCUUCCAGCUCAUCUGCAUCUUCAAGCUGAACGCGCGCUGGCCGGCCCUCUACGAGGCCUGGCUGCGGCGCAGGGGGCCGCUGGCCUUCGGGGUGGGCGAAGGGCCCUGCUUGCCGCCGCCUGCUCCCAGCGCCUCGGUGUCCCCGGCCUGGACGGGGCUGUCCCCUCUGCCCCCCGGGCGGGGUUGCUCUGAGCUGGGGGGUUUGUGCGUCUCUGAAACCCACGGCGACUGUCCUGGGCUUCCGCGCUCCGGGGUCGGCGCCAGCCCGGCUCAAAAAGAAGGCACAGAGGGGCUCUUGCAGGGGCUGCGCCGGCUGCGGGGGGGCGAUGGCAAAUCGUUCUCUUCUGGGCUUCCAAAAUCAGCAGGGCUGUGGGGGAGUUGCCCCGGGUUGCGGGGAGCGCGCCGGCUCGGCCGAGUGCCACGAGGAGCUUCGGGGUUGGUGACCGAGAGCAAAGCGGGCGCCUGCAGAGAGGGCGCGAGCUCCAGCUUCGCUCCUCUGCAGGGGGCGAACCUCAGCCCUGCGAAACUGAGGUUUCGUGGAGUGGAAGCGGGCACCAACAGCCUGACCCUGCUCUGA